CCAGAAAUGCAUUACAAUCAAUUUUGACAAAAAGAAAAUCGCAGCAAUCACAGAUAGCGAUGACUGGUUGUGCUUCCGAUGCAAUCCUUCCCAACUCAUUCACCUCAGAAUCCAUUGCUCCGAAUUCAUGAAAUACGUUCAGAGAGAAAUGGCUAAUGUGUCGUCUCUGGAGGAAUACGCCGCCUACCAGUCCACAGAUUACUGUCAGUGUUGCAUCUCGCCCAAGAAAAAAGCAGCCGAGCCGGCGGCUGUCGAACCCAGAAGGAAAAGAAAUAAGCCGUUGGUACCAGAAGAUCCCGUCAACGAUCCUAUCAAAGACGAUAGUACUACUCCGACUCCCCCGCCUGUCGUCGCGACACCCUCAAGCGCUACGAUAGCCUCCGCUCUAGAGAAUGUGUCUACGCCGCCUCCGGCUAAAGCGCCCAAAGCGCUGCAGAAGGGUGGACCUCGGAGGAAGGGUCACGUGCCCGCCAACGCUGCAUUCAGGGCUGUGGGGCCUGGCCACACACCGAGACCGAGGAUUCAGGUGGUGCAACAGGAACAAGCUUAUGUGAUGUCUUCAAGCGACUUUCGGACAAUUUAUCUGUACGAAUACAAAUUGAACCAAAGCGCCGCUAAAACAGCGCAAAAAAUUAACGAGGCAUUUGGCAAUGGUAGUGUGAAUGAACGCACCGUUCGACGUUGGUUUGCAAAAUUUCGUUCAGGAGAUUUUAGCCUCGAAGAUGAGCCCCGAAGUGGUCGACCUACAGUAAUCCAGGACGAGGCUUUGAGGAGCCUGAUGGAGACAGACCCAUCACAAACGGUGCGAGGGAUGGCGAAAGAACUGGGCGUCAGCCCCCAUGCUGUUUUUGACGGCUUAAAUCGUAUUGGAAAGCGUUCCUCAGACCUCCGGCGCUCCGCUCCCUCCGCCCAAACGUUCCUCAGAUAAAGCACGAGUGGUUCGAGAAGACGAUCCGCGCCACCACCAGAGUUAACUCCAAACUCUCGUACAUACUGACGCACCUGAACAGGUUUCAGGCAAGUGCCUGCCAUCGUCAAAGGACUGGCCGUCGUCCACAACAAGUUGCAGGAGAUCCUCAGCCAGAAUCUAAAGCAUCUGCUUCUCUACGAAACCUUAUCCGCCGUAGCAGGCUUCUGCGGCAACAUCCGCAGCGCAAGACGACGUCGAAUUCAUCAGUCCGGCGAAUAUCCCGUACCUUACCAAAUAAUCUUCUGCUUUUCCGAACACUUUGAAUUAGAGACCCAGCGGCAUGAAUAGAUCUGGGCCCAGCGUUGUACCUAAACCUUAGAGCGGGGCUGAAACCCCGAUUGAGCGGUGUUUUUAGAAAUACUCUGGCUAAAAAUGAUUAGGUUAACGGACCAAAGACAUUUCUCAGAAUCAAGUCUUUCUCGGCCUUGCAGAAUGUCCCAUCCGAAUGCAUAACAAUAUCGGAUGACCUGGUUCCAGAAGAGAAGAGACCCCAUAUCUUGAAGGUGACGUUAGACGGAUGUUAGUGAAUUUUUCAAGAAAUAAUGGAUUUGAAGGUUUGCUGAAGAGCAGGAGUUGCUGUAAAUAAAGCUUUCCAUUGUCA
Leptinotarsa decemlineata (Colorado potato beetle) is the source of this 1571-nucleotide messenger RNA. RefSeq lists its product as uncharacterized. Gene Ontology annotation, biological process: chromatin remodeling; replication fork processing. Gene Ontology annotation, cellular component: nucleus; pericentric heterochromatin. NCBI's taxonomy places the organism in Eukaryota, Metazoa, Arthropoda, Insecta, Coleoptera, Chrysomelidae. Gene Ontology annotation, molecular function: chromatin DNA binding. The record is from RefSeq and is a predicted model, not a curated record.